Messenger RNA from Adineta steineri, 1374 nucleotides. NCBI's taxonomy places the organism in Eukaryota, Metazoa, Rotifera, Eurotatoria, Adinetida, Adinetidae. The record is from the annotation of a GenBank genome assembly.
AUGCCAUUGACAGCUGCACAACGAGCAAAAAAUUAUCGUUAUCGAUUAAAACAGAAAACAGACAAAUAUAAUGAUUUCAAACGAAAAGAUCGAGAACGAAAAGCAAAGAAACGAGCUUCAAUGACUGUCAAAGAAAAAGAAAUUGUUGUUAAACAUCAUCGAAUAGCACAGCAACGUUAUCGUGAAAAAUUAAAACAAAAUAAUUCAAAUCAACCUAAAUCGUUGUAUAAUAAACAAACACUUGCCAAAGCUGCGAAGAAAGUCUUACGUGUACUUCCUACGAAUCCAGAUAAACAACAUCAAAUUUUAACACGAGUUGGGCAAAAUUUAGGUUUAUUUCCAAAACCAACACCUCAUCGUCAACAAGCAUCCAUACCUAUGGACGUUAUUCAGAAGGUUCAGGACUUUUACAAAAAUGACAAUAUUUCAUGGCAAGCACCUGGAAAGCGAGAUUAUGUAACAGUUCGAGAAAAUGGUACUCGUGUUAAAUAUCAAAAGCGUUUUUUGUUAUUCAAUAUUCGAGAAGUUCAUCAACUGUUUAUUCAAGAUAAUCCAGGUUUAUCUGUUGGCCCGUCUUCAUUUGCUAAACUUCGACCUAAAUUUGUUUUAUCAAAGAAUUGCUUGGCACAUCGAGUAUGUGUCUGUAUUACUCACGAAAAUGUUAGCCUUCUAUUGGAAGCGUUGUCGAAGGAAGUGCCAGGUUUGGCAAACAAUUUGAACACAUUCUUAUCGAAACUUGUUUGUGAUCAACAUGAAAAAUCUUGUAUGAUGUCAAUAUGUAAUACAUGUCGAAAUAAAUUUACUCUGAAUAUAUUAAAUAAAGUAAUUGAUAAAAAGAAAAACAUUGAAUGGUAUCAGUGGUCUAAUACCAGAGGAAGAGCAACCAAGAAAGUUUUUUCUGGUUCAGUAUUAAAAUGUGCAAAAUUACUACAGAGUAAAGUACCACACUAUAUUCGUCAUGUCUAUAUCAAGAGAAAACAAAGUGAUUACUUUGAAUAUAUGAAGAUUCAUGCAAAUGAUAAUACUGUAAUCUGCCAAAUUGAUUACGCUGAAAACUUCUCCAUUGACUACCAAAACCAAAUUCAGUCUGCCCACUGGGGUAAAAAACUUAUUUCAAUCUUCACAGCUUAUGCUUGGAUGGGUGGAAGUGGUGGUGAUGGUCAGUCUUUUGGUUUAGUCUCGAAUUCUAUCGAACAUAAUAAAUAUUCAGUUAUUACGUGUUUAGAAAUACUUAUUAAUGAAAUUAUCAGCAUGAUGCCUGCUGUUAAUGAAAUUAUUUUUUUCUCUGAUAAUGCUUCUAGUCAAUUUAAAAAUCGAUAUGUUCUUAAUUAUUUAACACAUAUGAUGGAUACAAUGGAUAUCGAUCUUAGUUAG